Molecule: messenger RNA, 1104 nt
Organism: Didymodactylos carnosus
Lineage: Eukaryota; Metazoa; Rotifera; Eurotatoria; Philodinida; Philodinidae
Source: the annotation of a GenBank genome assembly
AUGGCUUGCCCGACGAUUUCAUCGUCGUCGAAACAACAACGAACAAUUUGGAUGUGGAAAUCAAACGCCGAUCCGUGGGAAAACAUCGAGACAGAGGGAUGGAAAAGAUAUGAAGACAUUGAAAAUUGCAUGAUCGAAAGUGCGUUUGAACAAAAAAAGAAUCAAGUUGAAUUGGACGACUUUUGGAUUGAUUUGAAACAUCAAGUUCAAAUCAACAAACAAGAUUCCAACAAACAAACACCGAUCAAAAGAGUGACGAACAUGUCAGACGACAAAUAUGUCAGAGAAAGGUUUACGAAUCAACAAUCCGCAUUGACUGCAAAAUCAUUCAGAGGGAACUUCAUGGCUACGUUUCUCGCGAACGCAGGACUUUGGGAUGUAAAAAUCUCAGACGAGUGGGUUGAAAAGGCAGCACGCGGUAUUGAAGCAGAAGGAGAAAAGUUGGGGAGAAAAACCCAAGCUGAACGAAUUGCGAUUGAAUUGAGAAAGGUGAAAGGGAAAGAAGAAAAAGAAAUUCUUGGAUGUUGCGUCAAAUUGUAUACGAUUGAAAGUUUUUUGUACAAACUGAUCAACAAAAUCAUGACAGAAGCUGGAAUUGAAGACGUCUUCAAAGGCAACUAUGCGUUUGUGUCACAGAAAGAUGAGAGUUAUGCGCGCACAUUGGGACCGUAUUGUUGCAUGUUAUUUCAAUAUCUUUGUCAUGAAGAAGCUCCUAAACAAAAAAACGUUACUGUUUUUCGAAGCGGCAACUUGACAGAGGAAAUGAUUCGUGAUUACAAAAAAAAUGUUGGAUUACGAGUUUUGUGGGAGGGCUUUUCAAGCACAACAAAAAACAAAGAGAUUGCGUUAUUUUACGAUGGAAACACUUUAUUUCAAAUUCGCAUUCCUUCAAAUCCAAUUUGCCAAUGUGUGGAAAUCUCGUCAUUGUCAGAAUACCCAGAUGAAGAAGAAAUAUUAUUAUCGCCUGGGACGGGGAUCAUGAUAGAAAAAGUUGAAUAUGAUUCGAAAAUCAAAAAACAUGUUAUACACUUAGGUGCCGAAGAAAAUUGGAAUGAUCUCUUAAGGCGGGCGAAUGGCAUUGACCUCACGAGUGACGACAAAUGA